Molecule: messenger RNA, 1266 nt
Organism: Desarmillaria tabescens
Lineage: Eukaryota; Fungi; Basidiomycota; Agaricomycetes; Agaricales; Physalacriaceae
Exons: 10
Coding region: 382-1266 (294 amino acids)
Molecular function (GO): hydrolase activity, acting on ester bonds
Source: RefSeq, a predicted model, not a curated record
GGACAAUUCUUCGACCGACCACCACCACAAUGACGCAUGAUACUAUCCUUUGGUUGAUAUGACGACUUCUAACCACGCUGCAAGAGGCCCUUGGAUGGAGAAACGUCGCUAUGAUUCCGGGAAUUACUGGCAGCGAUGGAUUAUCGGGAUGUGCUUCCAGUUUCGCCUUGACCUCGGAUUCGCUGUCGAAGCUGCACUGGUGAUCAGUCUUUAACGCGCCGGCCAACCAGUCAUGCGGUUAGUAAACCGGAUAAAACACGGGAAGCGAAGGGAACCGUUUCGCCACAUGAUGAUGAUGUUUAAUCUAACAGGACUGCCGUGUAUAAGAAGAGUUCGAGUUCCAAGAACAACGUUUCGUAUUCUUUCCCCACGGCAUUCGUCAUGUUCCCCCGAGUACAAAUCUACCUCCUUCUCUUCGCAGCGGUCCUAGGGACCAACGCGCAGAAAUACUGGUUCAGUUUUGGUGACUCAUACACCCAAACGGGGUUCACCACCAAUGGUACUGUGCCGGCUGUAGGCAACCCACUGGGGAACCCUCCGUACCCAGGUUGGACAGCGACCGGAGGCCAGAACUGGGUGGACUAUGUCACGACGGUGGAUAACACCUCUCUUGUCUUGACAUAUAACUUGGCGUAUGGAGACCUAGUGACGCCCUACGAGCCUACUGUCCUCUCGCUCACUGACCAGGUCAACGAGUUUCUGACUAGCUAUGCGGCCAGACCGUCGACUACGUCGUGGACGAGCGCGAAUACGCUUUUUUCGGUUUGGAUUGGGAUUAAUGAUAUUGGGAAUAGCUAUUACUUGGGGGGUGAUCGGGAUGCGUUCUCAGAUACGCUGAUGGAUGCGUAUUUCGCGCUUGUGGAGCAACUCGUGCUAGUUGGUGCAAAUCUUCGAAGGGAUUGCAACGUUGGCGCGAGGAACUUUUUGUUCGUGAACGUCCCUCCGAUUGACCGGUCGCCAUUGAUGCUCGCACAAUCGACGUCGAGUCAGGCUCUCGAGAAAUCUGUGAUUGCGGGUUUUAACAGCAAGCUUGUAACUCGUGCUGCUGCUCUGGAAGCCAACCAUAGUUGUGUCAAAACCUGGAUAUGGGACUCGAACGCUGCGUUUACGGCGAUCCUGGAUGAUCCCACUAGCUAUGGUUUCCAGGAUGCGACAAGCUAUGGAGAUGGCGCAACUAUCUUCUGGGGCAAUAACUACCACCCAUCCAGCUACGCGCAUGCGUAUUUCGGUCAAGAUGUAGCAAAAGUCCUUGGAGGAUUUAUUUGA